CUGUCCCCAUGUCACAUGGCGCUGUCCCUGUGUCACAUGGCGCUGUCCCUGUGUCACAUGGCGCUGUCCCCAUGGGGCAGUGGCUGUCCCUAUGUCACAUGGCACUGUCCCCGUGUCACACGGCGCUGUCCCCAGGUGUUCCCCACGCUGCUGGGUGACAUGGACAGCGCUGGCAGCCUCAACGCUCAGGCCCUGCAGCUGCUGGCCCAGCGCCUCCGCGCCAAAGCCGUCUUCCAGACGCACCAGGCCAGGUUUGUGACGUGGCAGUUUGACGCCGAGUACCGCGGUGACGACUGCACGGCCACGCUGACCCUGGGCAACCCCGACCUGCUGGCCGGCUCCGUGAUCCUGGUGGCGCAUUUCCUGCAGAGCGUCACCGCCCGCCUGGUGCUGGGCGGAGAGCUCGUCUACCACCGGCGCCCCGGCGAGGAGGGGGCCAUCCUGACGCUGGCAGGGAAAUACUCGGCCCCCAACUGGGUGACGACGCUCAACGUGGGCUACGGGGGGGCUCACGCCAGCUACUACCACCGGGCCAACGAGCAGGUGCAGGUGGGGGUGGAGCUGGAGGCCAACACGCGGCUGCAGGAGACCACCUUCGCCUUUGGCUACCAGCUCAACCUGCCGCGAGCCAACGCCGUCUUCAGAGGGCUCCUGGACAGUAACUGGAGCGUUGGGGGGGUCCUGGAGAAGAAGUUGCCCCCCCUGCCCGUGACGCUGGCCCUGGGCGCCUUCCUCAACCACUGGAGGAACCGGUUCCACUGCGGCUUCAGCGUCACCGUGGGCUGAGGGGACAGCGGGGACAGCGGGGACAGCAGGGACAGCGGGGACAGCGGGGACAGAGGGACAGCAGGGGACAGCGGGGACAGCGGGGGACAGCGGGGACAGCGGGGAUGUGGCACCGUCCUGCUCAGGGAGCCACCGGGCCGGGCCCUGCAGGUGCCACAGCGGGGACACGGCGGGCAGGGGACAGCAAGGGACAGCGCUGAGGGGACAGGGGGGACCGCGGGGGGAUGGGGGUCCCCAGUGUCACUGGUGGGGAUGGGGGUCCCCAGUGUCACCAGUGGGGCUGGGGGUCCCCAGUGUCACCAGUGGGGCUGGGGGUCCCCAGUGUCACCAGUGCCAGCUGCUGGGGGUCCCCAGUGUCACCGGUGCCAGCUGCUGGGGGUCCCCAUUGUCCCCAAUGCCACCCCAUGGAGGGGGCUGAUGCCAUGGGGCUGGGGGUCCCCAUUGUCCCCAGUGGGGCUGGGGGUCCCCAUUGUCCCCAGUGGGGCUGGGGGUCCUCGUUGUCACCAGUGGGGCUGGGGGUCCCCAGUGUCACCAGUGGGGCUGGGGGUCCCCAUUGUCACCAGUGGGGCUGGGGGUCCCCAGUGUCACCGGUGUCACCCCAUGGAGGUGGCUGCUGCCAUGGGGCUGGGGGUCCCCAGUGUCACUGGUGCCAGCUGCUGGGGGUCCCCAGUGUCCCCAGUGCCAGCUGCUGGGGGUCCCCAGAGUCCCCAGUGCCACCCCCCGGGGUGAUUGUCCCCAGCACCACAGCAGCCGUGCCUCAGUUUCCCCGCAGCCACACACACCGGAGAGAGCCCGGAUAAAUAAAGGAGCUUUACUCUGUGCCCGGUGGGGGGCCUGGAUGUGA
This is a messenger RNA of Poecile atricapillus (Black-capped chickadee), 1630 nucleotides long. It is a transcript of the gene TOMM40L, whose product is annotated as translocase of outer mitochondrial membrane 40 like. The record is from RefSeq and is a predicted model, not a curated record. Gene Ontology annotation, cellular component: mitochondrial outer membrane; mitochondrial outer membrane translocase complex. The transcript is spliced from 6 exons. Gene Ontology annotation, molecular function: transmembrane protein transporter activity. Bases 16 to 786 code for a protein of 256 amino acids. Gene Ontology annotation, biological process: protein import into mitochondrial matrix. NCBI's taxonomy places the organism in Eukaryota, Metazoa, Chordata, Aves, Passeriformes, Paridae.